Molecule: messenger RNA, 2870 nt
Organism: Chinchilla lanigera (long-tailed chinchilla)
Lineage: Eukaryota; Metazoa; Chordata; Mammalia; Rodentia; Chinchillidae
Gene: Klc2
Product: kinesin light chain 2
Exons: 16
Coding region: 127-1995 (622 amino acids)
Biological process (GO): microtubule-based movement
Cellular component (GO): membrane-bounded organelle; kinesin complex; cytoplasm
Molecular function (GO): kinesin binding
Source: RefSeq, a predicted model, not a curated record
GAUGGAGACAGCGGGAACGUCUCCCGGCUGCCGGUCCGGGUGAAGCGGGGCGGGAGCCAGAGCUGGUCAAGAAGCGCAGGUUCGGCGGCCGCCUGCCCGCCCCUCACCUUCGCAGGUGGCACGACCAUGGCUACGAUGGUACUUCCGCGGGAGGAGAAACUGACCCAGGAUGAGAUCGUGCUGGGCACCAAGGCUGUCAUCCAAGGACUAGAGACCCUGCGCGGGGAGCAUCGUGCCUUGCUAGCUCCCCUGACCUCUCAUGAGGCCGGCGAUGCCGAGCCUGGUUCCCAGGAGCGCUGCCACCUCCUGCGACGCUCCCUGGAGGCCAUCGAGCUGGGACUAGGGGAAGCCCAGGUGAUCCUGGCACUGUCAAGCCAUCUGGGUGCUGUAGAGUCAGAGAAGCAGAAGUUGCGGGCUCAGGUGCGGCGCCUGGUGCAGGAGAACCAGUGGCUGCGUGAGGAGCUGGCAGGGACACAGCAGAAGCUGCAGCACAGCGAGCAGGCAGUGGCCCAGCUGGAAGAGGAGAAGCAGCACCUGCUGUUCAUGAGCCAGAUCCGCAAGCUGGAUGAGGACACCUCCCCUAAUGAAGAGAAGGGAGAUGUCCCCAAAGAUUCUCUAGACGACCUGUUCCCCAAUGAGGAUGAGCAGAGCCCAGCCCCCAGCCCUGGAGGAGGGGAUGUGGCUGCCCAGCAUGGGGGCUAUGAAAUCCCAGCACGACUUCGCACCCUGCACAACCUGGUGAUCCAGUAUGCGUCUCAGGGCCGCUAUGAGGUGGCUGUGCCACUCUGCAAGCAGGCACUGGAGGACUUGGAGAAGACAUCAGGCCACGACCACCCUGACGUGGCCACCAUGCUGAACAUCCUGGCUCUGGUCUAUCGGGACCAGAACAAGUACAAGGAGGCUGCCCACCUGCUCAAUGAUGCCCUGGCUAUCCGGGAGAAGACACUGGGCAAGGACCACCCAGCUGUUGCUGCAACACUAAACAAUCUGGCUGUUCUGUAUGGCAAGCGGGGCAAGUACAAGGAGGCUGAGCCACUGUGCAAGCGGGCACUGGAGAUCCGGGAGAAGGUCCUGGGCAAGUUUCACCCAGACGUAGCCAAGCAGCUCAGCAACCUGGCCUUGCUGUGCCAGAACCAGGGCAAAGCAGAGGAGGUGGAAUACUACUACCGGCGGGCACUGGAGAUCUACGCCACGCGCCUGGGGCCUGAUGACCCCAAUGUGGCCAAAACCAAGAAUAACCUGGCUUCCUGCUACCUGAAACAGGGCAAAUACCAGGACGCAGAGACCCUGUACAAGGAGAUCCUCACCCGGGCACAUGAGAAGGAGUUUGGUUCUGUCAAUGGAGACAACAAGCCCAUUUGGAUGCAUGCAGAGGAACGGGAGGAGAGCAAGGAUAAGCGCCGGGACAGCGCCCCCUAUGGGGAAUAUGGCAGCUGGUACAAGGCUUGUAAGGUUGACAGCCCCACAGUCAACACCACCCUGCGCAGCUUGGGCGCCUUGUACCGGCGCCAGGGCAAGCUGGAGGCUGCACACACACUGGAGGACUGUGCCAGCCGCAGCCGGAAGCAGGGCUUGGACCCUGCGAGCCAGACCAAGGUGGUAGAGCUGCUGAAAGAUGGCAGUGGUGGGCGGGGAGGCUGCCGUGCCACCCGAGAUGCAACUGGAGGUGCUGGGCCUCGGUCUGAGUCUGACCUGGAGGAGGCAGGACCUGCAGCUGAGUGGAGCGGGGAUGGCAGUGGCUCCUUGCGACGCAGUGGCUCCUUUGGGAAGCUCCGGGAUGCCCUGAGGCGCAGCAGUGAGAUGCUGGUGAAGAAGCUGCAGGGGGGCAGUCCGCAGGAGCCCCCUAACCCCAGGAUGAAGCGGGCCAGUUCCCUCAACUUCCUCAACAAGAGCGUGGAAGAGCCAGUCCAGCCUGGAGGCACAGGUCUUUCUGACAGCCGCACACUCAGCUCUAGCUCCAUGGACCUCUCAAGACGAAGCUCCCUUGUGGGCUAAUCCUGAAGGAGCAGCCAGUCGCCAGAGCCUCCAUCCAGCGCAUCCUCUCCCCAAGCCCUGCGCAUGGGCCUGCUGCUUGUCCUGCCUGUCUCCCCCACAGACCCUUGUCUUUUCUGUUCAAACUCAGGGUAACCUCCUCCCAUUUCAUCUCAGCCUGAGCCCUGGAGGCUGGGCCUGCCCACCCCAGCUCUACUCUGUAUUUAUUCCUUCUAGCAGGGCCCCUCUUCCCUAGAUUCUGGCCAGCAGGAGGGGCUGGCCGGAGUCUCCAAGAGAAGACUCCAGAGUCAAGAACAAUAAGCACCUGCUGCCCCACCACUAUCCCUACCCUCACCCCCAUCCGGCCGUUGCUUCUGUAUAUAAAGAAAUAAGUUAUUGGCCGCGCCUCUACCCUCAGACCGAGGUACUCCUUGGGCCUCCCCUCGCCCCGCCCUUCUCCAGUGGUACCGCCCAGGCCUUAAUCACCCACAUUCCGCGCGGUGGUAUCUCCCAGGCUCCUGUUCUUAGGAGCAGCGCCUCCCGAAAUGGUUCUUUGGACCGUUUUUUGCGCUCCUGGCCUUCGAGGGAUGCGCCCCACCUCGCCUUGGCCCUUACCCCAGGACGGCAGGCCCUAGGCUCGCCGUCUCACCCACAGCCGGGCACUGCCCUGCAUCCCGGCCUUAUGCACUGCCCCUCCCGCCCAGGCACGGCCUGACCCCGCCCAGGGCACCGCCCCUCAAGCCAUCCUGUCACGCCGCCUCCCACUCCCGCAGCUUCUCGCGGUGGGCUAGUCACGGCCCCCGGUGGCAGGAGGGACCGCCCCACAGGGGGUGGGGGUUCGAAGCGGUCGCUCUUUAUUUUCAGAUGUUGCUGUAGAAAUAAAGAUGGUUUGAAUCUGA